Messenger RNA from Dipodomys ordii (Ord's kangaroo rat), 1812 nucleotides. It is a transcript of the gene Tcta, whose product is annotated as T-cell leukemia translocation altered. The coding region runs from base 185 to 505 and encodes 106 amino acids. The record is from RefSeq and is a predicted model, not a curated record. The transcript is spliced from 3 exons. NCBI's taxonomy places the organism in Eukaryota, Metazoa, Chordata, Mammalia, Rodentia, Heteromyidae.
AGUCGGCUGGGUGGGGCCAGGUGCGCGUGCGCGGUCUGCACACUCCUCCCUAAACUGCCAACUCUUCGCGCAAGCGAAAUCGGGCCUCGCUUCCUGGUCUUACGCGUGCGCGUUGACGGGGCUGACCCCGGAAGACCAGACGCCUGCGCGGUGGGAGCUACGGUGACAGAAUCCCAGGCCCGUCAUGGCGGAGCCUUGGUCAGGACAGGAAUUGCAGGCUCUGCCCGCCACGGUGCUGGGUAUGCUAGGUUCCCUGGGCAGCGAGUUCCUCAAGGAGUGGGAGGCGCAGGACAUGCGCGUGACCCUCUUCAAGCUGCUGCUCCUGUGGUUGGUGUUAAGUCUCCUGGGCAUCCAGCUGGCGUGGGGUUUCUACGGGCACACCGUGACCGGGUUAUAUCACCGCCCAGGUCUGGGCGGCCAAAAUGGAUCCACACCAGACGGCUCUACUUACUUCCCUACUUGGGAGAUUGCAACAAAUGAACCUGUCAAAACUCACAGAGAAUAAGGGAAGACAGCAGCAGAAGGGUCUCCAGAAUCAUCACAGGGGUCUGCUGGCUCCUAGAUCCUGGGGGACGACUACAGAGGGGCUCAGGGUUGGGGGCAGAAAGUAACUCAGUGCUUGCAGGGCAAGCCUCAGUUGCCUAUAGCCUUGCUUUCAACAGCCCACUAUGUAUUGGGCAAGUGAAGAGUUUGCCUCUCCCCUGGUCUCAGUGCCUUAAGGAGAGAUGACAUGUCCUCUCAGGGGUUAGAGCUUAAGAGAAGCCUUUCAGUUGGGGAAGCUACUAGUCCCUGUUCUGUCUUGGCUUUCUUUUUUCCCCCUUGUCCUUUUCAUUCCUCUGGGGAUAUGACCCUAUAGGGAUUUGUCCUUCUCAGAGGAAGCCUGAAGUUGACCAGUGGUUUGUAAGGGAAGUCUGUUCUCCUGUAGGCCCUGAAUUUCCAUGGUUUUGCUUUGUUGACAGGGGAGCCAGGUAAUUCUAGCCUGAGCCAAGCCUUCUACUGUUUGGUUACUUAGCUGACCAGGUGUAAGGCAAAAGUGCCUUUAUUGGCACUAUCCAGAGGGAGGCACCAAACAUCCACCUCUUGGGUCCAACUAGAGCUCCAGGGAUGAGCCAGGGAAAGGAUCUUUCCCGACUAAUCUUACACUUCUAUUCUUCUUGUGGGAGAGAUUGGUGCCUGAAAGAAGUGAGCCUUCCAGUCUCCUAUCUUAGGUGCCAGAUCUUGGGGUCUCUACCCAUUCCUGGGGAGAUAUUAAGCUGUUAGUGCAGAGUAAUUCCAUUAUGCCCUACAGCCUCCUCAGUUCCUAUCUCACCCUUAAGAGCCCGCUAGCAACCUUUUAGGCCCUCAAAAGAGUCAAAAGACCCAAGCAGACCUUCACCUGGUCUAGACUCCCUUCAGCCAGUGGGUUAGAGGAGGUUCCAAAGGGGGAGGAGACAAAUGCCCCCAGAGAAAUACUACUUCCUGUAGUCCCGAAGGCAUGAUGUGUCCCUGCACCUGCCGCCUUCCCUAAUAGUGGUAUUCUCUGCCUAUCUCUGCUGGACCACCAGCUACCUCACUGUCCCACUUGCCUGCUUGUCCUCUACACACCCAUCCGACAGCCUCUGACUAGGCAGACUUCAUGGCAGGUGCACUGGAAGUGAGACCAUACUGGACUCCUCAUGUGCACAUACCUACUCCAGAGACAUCUCUGGGCUAGGAAGAAGGUCCUCUUCAUAGCCUCAGGCCCAUCCACCAAUGCCACCACACAGAAUCAGGGUCUGACAUUGCAUCCCCAGGCUCAACUUGAAGAUGUGGCUUAUUAAACACAGAAAUGCA